Messenger RNA from Cariama cristata (Red-legged seriema), 366 nucleotides. Its product is annotated as nicotinamide mononucleotide adenylyltransferase 2-like. The transcript is spliced from 4 exons. Lineage: Eukaryota; Metazoa; Chordata; Aves; Cariamiformes; Cariamidae. The record is from RefSeq and is a predicted model, not a curated record. Gene Ontology annotation, cellular component: Golgi apparatus. Gene Ontology annotation, molecular function: nicotinate-nucleotide adenylyltransferase activity; nicotinamide-nucleotide adenylyltransferase activity. The annotation marks the transcript as partial. Gene Ontology annotation, biological process: NAD+ biosynthetic process.
AGCGAGCCCGGGAUUACCUGCACAAGACCGGACGCUUCAUCGUCAUCGGUGGCAUUGUCUCGCCCGUGCACGACUCCUACGGGAAGACGGGUCUGGUCUCCAGCCGGCACCGCCUGACCAUGUGCCAACUGGCGGUCCAGUCCUCCGACUGGAUCAGGGUGGACCCCUGGGAAUGCUACCAGGACACUUGGCAGACCACCUGCAGCGUGCUGGAGCAUCACCGUGACCUGAUGAAGAGAGUGACUGGCUGCAUCCUUUCCAACGUCAACACGCCCUCCAUCACCCCCGUGAUCGGCCAGCCCCAGAACGAAUCCUCGCAGACCAUCUACCAGAACAACAACAACGUCUCCAACAAGCCCACUGCGG